AAGGGCUCUGGAGAUUUACGAGCCAAGGUGCGUGCCAUGUUUCUCGGCUGUCGCCGCACCGACACUAGCUGCUCGCAGUUGACGGAGAUGGUGGCCAGCGACAGUGGAUGGCCAGCAAUGAUGAGGAUUUUUCGGCUGCUCGAGUGGAGCUAUCAUGACAUCUGGAAUUAUAUUCGAGCAAUACAUAAGCUGCCCUACUGUUGCCUCUAUGAUCAAGGCUACACGUCGCUGGGUGACCGCAGUACCACGCACCUCAAUCCAAGUCUUUUGUACUAUGACAAAGAGCAUGGCAAGCAGAUCUAUCGAGCUGCCCAUGAGCUGCAGGAUAUCCGCCUAGAGCGAGCCAGCCGUGAUGAGAAUGGUCAGGCAUAAAGCGGAUUAUAAAAUAAAAUUUCUCAUAAAAUAAAAACCAUCCAAUUCGUGUCAGUCGCUCAGAGUGUCUCGUUUCGAAAUGGGCCAUGGUCGUCCAACUGGAGCCGUAUA
Drosophila subobscura is the source of this 483-nucleotide messenger RNA. RefSeq names its product FAD synthase (gene Flad2). Lineage: Eukaryota; Metazoa; Arthropoda; Insecta; Diptera; Drosophilidae. Gene Ontology annotation, molecular function: FMN adenylyltransferase activity. The record is from RefSeq and is a predicted model, not a curated record. Gene Ontology annotation, biological process: FAD biosynthetic process.